AUGGGCAAUGAGGUGAAGUGGCCACCCAAGAAAGAAACUGAAGGGUGGAAAGACCCUAAAAAAUGGUGUGAUUUUCAUCAAGAUAUUGGGCACACCACUCCUGACUGCCGAGGCCUCAGGGCCAUUUGGGAGAAGAGGAAAGUCGAUGACCCAGAGGCAUUACCACCGCCACCACCAGUUACUCAAAUUUAUUGUGUAAUCUCUGGAGGACCAGAGAUUAGUGGACUGUCUCAUACCUCUGCUAAGAAGCAUGAGAAAGAAGCGGCGAACCCAGCUGCUAAAAUGGCACGGUCUGUAGGGACUUUCACUAACCAAGUGAUGGUCUUUGCUGAUGACGAGGCCACCCAACUUUUACAUCCACACCAUGAUGCUUUGGUGCUUACGCUUCAGGUUACAAACAUUAAUCUGAAGUGA
This is a messenger RNA of Tripterygium wilfordii, 414 nucleotides long. RefSeq lists its product as uncharacterized. The transcript has 2 exons. Bases 1 to 414 code for a protein of 137 amino acids. The record is from RefSeq and is a predicted model, not a curated record. NCBI's taxonomy places the organism in Eukaryota, Viridiplantae, Streptophyta, Magnoliopsida, Celastrales, Celastraceae.